AUGCCGCUUACUACUACUACGCCUGUAUUACUGCCUGAUACGUCCCCCAUUACUUAUAUGCCACUUGUGACCGGCAUUACGUCGUCUGACAUGUCACCUGCGCCGCCUGACAUGUCACUGGCCACUGGUGCAUCGGACAAUAUGUACACCAGAUCCAUAACGACCGAUUAUUCGCCUUUUAUGUGCACGUCAGCCAAUACGUGCAUUCCACCGCCCUAUAGUCACACGUCUCCAGUACUGCCUGCGCCAAUGCCCGUCGCUUAUAAGCCAGCCGCGCCGAGCAUUAUGGCACUUUAUGGUUAUGCUCCUGCAACAUCCGCCCCAUUCAAUACCCAUGCGCUAAUAGAGGCAACCUACAUAUCAGCCAGCACAAACUUUCCGCCGCGCGAUAGUCACACGCCUGCAGUACCACCUGGCCCGCCGGCUACAAUGUAUAUGCCAGUUCCACCUAGUGCUGCGAUGUCUUAUGGUCAGGGUGCAGCCGCCAUGUUCGUACCCUCAAAUACUCACGCUCCAAUGGACCCGCCUGUCAUGUCUUGUAGUUAUAUUCCAGCAGUACCGCCUGGUCCUCCGCGCUAUGUGUAUAUGCCAGCCGCGUCUUGCAAUACAGCACUUUAUGGUCAUGAUCCAGCUGCUACCUUUGUAUCUUCCAAUACUCACACGCAAAUAUUUUCGCCAGUUGCACCAUCUAGAACAGUAAUGCCGUCAGGUCCGCCACCUACUGCCUAUAUCACGGAUGUGUCCGGCGGUUCGCCAGCCAUAAAGCCCUAUCCGCCGUCCAGUAUACCGGCACCAACGGCAGUACCCGCUGUACCGCCAAUAACUUGUUAG
Messenger RNA from Rhagoletis zephyria (snowberry fruit fly), 831 nucleotides. Its product is annotated as proline-rich receptor-like protein kinase PERK2. Lineage: Eukaryota; Metazoa; Arthropoda; Insecta; Diptera; Tephritidae. The record is from RefSeq and is a predicted model, not a curated record.